UCAGUGGCGCGCGCGGAGGGCUUCCUGCUUUACAGCGCCUCCGAGCGCUGUUGCGCGCUCUCUGCAUUCCCAUCCGUUCCGGUUAUGUGGCUGCUGGGAUUGGGAAGCAGAGAGGCGCCGCUCUGUUGUUCCUUCGAGAGAGGAACGGAGCGGGACCUCCCUGCUUCUCAGCGCCGGGUAUCGGUGGCGCGGGCGUCGCAAGUUUCGGGAGAAGGACUUGAUAAUCACAGCUGCAACCAUAGAGGAGCGGGAGUCUAUCUUGAACAAGUGUGGCAAGAGCACAGCAGAAAGAUAUUCCCCAUUCCCGAUGCCUGGCUCCUCGCCAUCCUCUUCUCCAUCUCCCAAGAGCCUGUUGCAGCCCAGUUUGAGAAGAAGCAACCAGAACCGGCCAUCGGUGGUGAUCCAAGUGACACCAUCCAAGCAACAAGUCCACCAGUCAUUGGUGCUGAGCCAACCGAGACCCAUAACCACUUCCAAUGACAAACGGAACCAAGCAGUGCUGAUCCAACAGGUUGCCCUCGCAGACAGCAGUCAACAGCCCUCCUUCUUCCUGCCGCUUCAUGGGUCCUUACUGCCGCCAGAAGUUCAGGCAGUCAACCCAGGUCAUACCUUUUCCCACCGGAUGAACAUGGUGAAAUGGGAUUGUGCUCACCAGACUCCUCUCACAGCACCACGCUCCAGAGAGAGGUCCCCCGGGAAGAGGCUUCCUGUAAAUAUCACCCCUUGUUUCUACCAAUUUGAAGAAAGAGCUGUGUGCAGGGAGCCCAGACGGAGUGAAACUGAGUGGCAGAGGCAAGAAGAGUUGGUGAACCAGUUAGAAGAACAGCUGGCACAAGAGAAGCAGAGACUGUAUGUUAUGCGGGCAGAGCUGGCACCAAAGCCCUCUUCACAACCCAUGUAUGCACCAGGGGCAAUCCUGCCAGGCCAGAGCAAAGGGCCAAGGGUUGAGCUGCUGAACCCAGGAUGCCUCUCCAGCAGCCACGGAGCCCACGCCUGCUCAGAGAGAAACCACAGCUUGGAAUGUUACCGGCUCACCACCAUCCGUCCACCCUUCACAUAUGCUGCUCUCAUUAGCUGGGCCAUUCUAGAAUCUCCCAAGAAGCAGCUCAGCCUGAAUGAGAUUUAUCAGUGGUUCAGCAAGAACUUUGGCUUCUACAGGCAAACAAUUCCUACCUGGAAGAAUGCCAUUCGACACAACCUUAGCUUACACAAAUGCUUUGUGCGUGUGGAGAACAUGAAGGGAGCUGUGUGGACGGUGGACGAGUCUGAAUACCAGAAGAAGAACCACCAGCGCUCCUCCCUUUAUCCAUAUUCGCUUCUGGACAGGCAGAGAGCAGGAGGCUCUUCCGCAGCCUGGGAGGCGACGGCUCAGCCAAGAACAGAAAGGAGUGCCCACGGCACGCCAGAGUCCGCUCUCCCCGCUUCGUUUCCUCAGUGACUGCAGGACAGAGGAUCCGCUGCAGGCUUUCUGCCACGAGGGCUUGGCUGGGGAGGCGUGCGCCUGGUGUCUCAAGCAGGCUUCCGGUGCUCUCCAGCCCCUUUGGUGUCGCUGUCCUCAUUGUGCGUAUACGACCUAGAAUGGACAGGUUUGAAACUAGAAGCGGCCAAGGGAUCAGAUUGGAAGGCAGGAAGAGCCCAUGCAGCCUGAACCACCCAUAUACACCCCAGGCUUCCAGUUAGUCUCUAGCAAUCAGCACCAAUACUCUGCAAAAAAACAAAAUGAGAUUUUAUUGGAUUUUUUUUUUAAGGGGGGGGGAUGGAGAAUAAGGGGUUUUGCUUGAAAUAAUAAAUGGAGGAAACAAUG
Molecule: messenger RNA, 1804 nt
Organism: Hemicordylus capensis (graceful crag lizard)
Lineage: Eukaryota; Metazoa; Chordata; Lepidosauria; Squamata; Cordylidae
Product: forkhead box protein P4-like
Exons: 11
Coding region: 308-1438 (376 amino acids)
Biological process (GO): regulation of transcription by RNA polymerase II
Cellular component (GO): nucleus
Molecular function (GO): RNA polymerase II cis-regulatory region sequence-specific DNA binding; DNA-binding transcription repressor activity, RNA polymerase II-specific
Source: RefSeq, a predicted model, not a curated record